AGAAGCCGGUUCCGUGGUUAGAGAGACAGCCGUAGCAGUGGGCUUUAAUGGCUCUGCUAAGUUUGGUAAGUUUGCUAACAGGCGAAUCCAGGGUAGGGUGCUGACCUGUGGAGGCCGAGGAUUUCCGAGUCCCAGUUUUAGGAAACCCGGAUGUCUCGUUGAACUCAUUGCUGCGGGAAGAGGUUGCCUGAUUCUGGGGCUUCUGGCGGGCUGUGUUUCGGGAGGCUGGAGGGCUGCGGUAUCCUUCAGUGAACAGCUUCAGGCGCUCUUUGCGUGGUCUGAGCGCGUCUCCUCUGCCCGAGAGACUGUUGCUCUCUACCUGCCGCUGCUGACGAGCUAUUUCACCUGUUAUUCUUUUAAGCUGAUCUGAGAAGGCUCAUUUCUUGUUGGAUGGAUGAUGGCAUUUGAGCAGAUACCAAGAAAGGAUUGGUACAGCAUUCUAGGGGCAGACCCAUCUGCAAGUGUGUCAGACCUAAAACAAAAGUAUCAAAAACUCAUAUUAAUGUAUCAUCCAGAUAAACAAAGUGCAGAUGUGCCAGCAGGAACAGUGGAGGAAUGUAUACAGAAGUUCAUCGAAAUUGAUCAGGCAUGGAAAAUUCUAGGGAAUGAAGAGACAAAAAAAGAGUAUGACCUGCAGCGGCAUGAAGAUGAUCUAAGAAAUAUGGGACCAGUCGAUGCUCGAGUAUAUCUUGAAGAAAUGUCUUGGAAUGAAGGUGAUCACUCCUUUUCUCUAAGUUGCCGAUGUGGUGGGAAAUACAGUGUUUCCAAGGAUGAAGCAAAAGAAGUCACACUGAUUUCUUGUGACACAUGUUCACUAAUCAUAGAACUCCUUCAUUAUCACUGAAAUUGGUCAGUAGGUAGAAUCCUUUAGUAUAUUCAGACACAUGGAGGAGAGUCCACUCCAGCUUGGUCCAUUCAAGCAAAUGUAUAAAGCUGAUAAAAAGUAGGAUCCUUUUUUUGUCAGCUCUAUUAUUUGCAGAGAAAAUAGAAUAUUGUCAAGCGAAGGCCACCCAGAUUAAUAGAAAAUUAAUUUCAUUAUUUAUAUAUGUAUUUAAAAUUUUUAUUUGUAGAUCAAAAAUUUUAUUUAGUUAAUUCCCAUCUGGGAACUUUAUUACUGGUUCAUUUUCUCCAAAGUAAGGGUUUUUCUUUCUUCAUAUAAGCAUGUCUCUUCUUUUGAUGGGUCAUAGUAUCAUCACACUCCUUUAUAGUUGCUAAGUUUCUGAAGUAACAUGAUAUCUCUAGCUGUUAGAAUUACAGGCCUUUUGUACAACUAUCUCAAAUUCUCAGGUCAUCAGAAUUAAGUUAGUCUUUGUGAAUAACAUGUGAGCCUACCUCUGCCAUGAUGAAGUCUCGAUAUGAAUAUUCAUGAGGUUAUUUCAAAAAAUAAAGGCCACAAAAUGGUAACUGCCAAGAAGGAUAGUCUUGGGGUCAGAAAACGUGCCAUUGCAUUGCUGUAUGGUGAAGUGGACCUUUAUAAUGUAUUGUUAUUGAUUAUAGUAGACUGUAAAGAUUUUAUUUUUCUAUAAAUUUAAUAUUCUUUUGUACAGUAUAAGUCAGAACUCAUUUAAAAAAUUUUAAGGAAUCUUUUAUGGAAUCACUGAAACUUUCUUCCCUAUUUCAAAUGAAUGAGCCAAGCAUGUGACUUAGCAGAUUUUUAUUAGGUCAAAUUCUUGGUAUUUAUUUUGUUGGUUUAGACUUUCAUGACUAGUUACUACUCUGCCUUGUAAAUGUAGCUACAGUAUGAAGCAUAUUCAAGAGUAGUAAAUUACUUUCAUUAUGCCUGUAAAAGCACAAAUUUUAAAGUGAGGUUGUUCCAAUUUUACCCCUAAAAAUAUUUCUAUAUCAUAAAAUUUAGAUAACUUAUUUUAGAAUAAUUUUUAUCCAUGUAUCUUGAAUAAUAUACCUUACAGAGUAUGUGUUGUUUACUCUUUAUAUUUAACAAUUAAAAAUAACUAUAACUGAAUAGCAAAUAGUUUAUUAGUAAGUACAUGGUUUCAGUAACAAUAAUAAAUUCACUUAGAAGACAAUAAUCAAAUCAAAAGAAUAAAUGCUUGCUAAUCAUCAGAAAAUCUGUAGCUAUUAGGGCUGUCACGCAGAAAUCCAAAAUCACUCAGAGGCCAAAUCUGUAAAAUCAAAAUGUGAUUGAAGACAAUUAAUAAAGGUGAUUUUAAAGCAUUA
Messenger RNA from Phacochoerus africanus (Common warthog), 2178 nucleotides. It is a transcript of the gene DNAJC24, whose product is annotated as DnaJ heat shock protein family (Hsp40) member C24. The transcript is spliced from 5 exons. The record is from RefSeq and is a predicted model, not a curated record. Bases 395 to 844 code for a protein of 149 amino acids. Lineage: Eukaryota; Metazoa; Chordata; Mammalia; Artiodactyla; Suidae. Gene Ontology annotation, molecular function: ATPase activator activity; ferrous iron binding. Gene Ontology annotation, biological process: positive regulation of ATP-dependent activity.